Molecule: messenger RNA, 2093 nt
Organism: Chionomys nivalis (European snow vole)
Lineage: Eukaryota; Metazoa; Chordata; Mammalia; Rodentia; Cricetidae
Gene: Ppt2
Product: palmitoyl-protein thioesterase 2
Exons: 9
Coding region: 564-1472 (302 amino acids)
Cellular component (GO): lysosome
Molecular function (GO): thiolester hydrolase activity; palmitoyl hydrolase activity
Source: RefSeq, a predicted model, not a curated record
GGAAGAGGGGCGCUCCGGCUGGGGUCGGCCUGGCACGCUGCCUGCCACUCGCCUGGCGUCCAGCUAGACGCUGGGUUAGCCUUUCGUCCGUCCUACCCCCCCCCCCCCCCUUGGGAACAGAAAUUCGGGCUCUGCUGCAAAGCCAGAAAACCUGGCUAGAUUGGAAAAUUGGGCGCAUCAAGGAGGGGAAAUCGUACCCCUGGGUGGCUGAAUGCAGCCGACUCUACGAAAGCCUUCUUUAUAUACCCAUGAUUUGCUAUUGCGUCUCCCCUUCCGGUUGAAUGGAUCGCUCCGCCGCCUGCUUCCUCCCCAGCUCCCUGUGUGCAGUGGAAUAUUCCAUUGCCCCUCCGGUCCGUGGUUCGUGUUGCAGGGGACGCUCUCUCUGUUGUCAGGGAAAGCCCCGGACGUGACGGCUUUGCGCGACCCCGAGCACCCCCCUUCCCAUCCGUCAUCCUCCUGCGCGCUCUCCUGGUCCCCCUUUCCCUCCUACCCGGUGGAUUGCAGACUGGGUACAAGUAAACAGCUGGCGGAGCGAAGCCUCCAGACCCAGGCCAGGUAGGAGCAUGCCGGGGCUAUGGAGGCAGAGGCUUCCUUCGGCGUGGGUUUUGCUCCUCCUGCCAUUCCUGCGGCUGCUGAUGCCCGCAGCUCCCGCACCCCACCGCGGGUCCUACAAGCCAGUGAUCGUGGUGCACGGGCUCUUUGACAGUUCCUACAGCUUCCGCCACCUGCUGGACUACAUCAAUGAGACACACCCCGGGACUGUGGUGACAGUGCUUGAUCUCUUCGAUGGCAGAGAGAGCUUGCGGCCCUUGUGGGAGCAGGUGCAAGGGUUCCGAGAGGCUGUUGGCCCCAUCAUGGAAAAGGCUGCUGAAGGGGUGCAUCUCAUCUGCUACUCCCAGGGGGGCCUGGUGUGCCGGGCGUUGCUGUGUGUCAUGGAUGAGCACAACGUGGAUUCUUUCAUCUCGCUGUCCUCUCCACAGAUGGGGCAGUAUGGAGACACGGACUACUUGAAGUGGCUCUUCCCGACAUCCAUGCGGUCUAACCUCUAUCGGAUCUGCUAUAGUCCUUGGGGCCAGGAGUUUUCCAUCUGCAACUACUGGCAUGAUCCUCACCACGACGACCUGUACCUCAAUGCCAGUAGCUUCCUGGCCCUCAUCAACGGGGAAAGAGACCAUCCCAAUGCCACUGCGUGGCGAAAGAACUUUCUCCGCGUGGGCCGUCUGGUGCUGAUUGGGGGUCCUGACGAUGGAGUCAUCACCCCUUGGCAGUCUAGCUUCUUUGGUUUCUACGAUGCCAACGAGACGGUCUUGGAGAUGGAGGAGCAGCCGGUUUAUUUGCGAGACUCCUUUGGGUUGAAGACUCUCUUGGCCCGGGGGGCCAUAGUGAGGUGUCCGAUGGCUGGGAUCUCUCAUACCACCUGGCACUCCAACCGCACGCUCUAUGAUACUUGCAUCGAACCAUGGCUCUCCUGAAGAUGCCCUCAGGAAUCCCCCAGCCCAGAGACCAAGUGGUGGCCUUGGGAAACAGAUGCCAGGCUCCCACACUGCCCCACCCCACCAGGGCUCCCUGAAUCCUCCCCUCCCUCCUCUGUGAAUGACAAGUCCUGGUCCCCUACCUCAUGUCCUCUUCUGGGGUGUCUCCACACUCCUUUUCUCCCACGGCUGAGGUUGGGAAGCGAGCACCAGGUUUUUAACUGGCUUCACCGCGGCUGCUGCUCCUCCGGGUCUGGCUGUACCGGAGGAGAACCCAGCCCCUGCCCACCACAGGGGCCCUUCCAGGCCACUCAGGACAUUUUUAGCUUCUGUUUAGUGUCCCACUUUUCUCGACUUCCCUGUCGCCAGCCUCCCCACCAAGAGGGACGCCCGUGAGGGGUUCUGAGGUUCCCCUAUGGGGACAGCUCACUUCUGAAGUGUCAGUGUUGGGGAAUAUCUGUGGCCUGCAAGGCCCAUCUCAGGUUUGGGGAUCCCCCAGUCCCUAUGAUCAGUGUUGGGGUACCCCCUGGGAGCCUAGGUUCUUUAAGGCCCCAGCCCCUCUUUUAACGACCCCUGAGUGGGUGUUCCCUGUAUUUAUAAAAAUAAAGUUCCCUUUCCUCA